CGAUGUGUUCCGAAAAACAAGGUAGCAGAAGCUUGACUGUGUUUUUCUGUAAAUAACUUCUUCAGGGCAUAUUGAUUUUUAUAUGACAUUAGUGCAGAUGGAUUUAGGAGGCUUGCAAUUCAUUCUAUAACGUCAAGAAGACUGUGUACGAUGUUGUUGAAGGAAUACAGAAUAUGCAUGCCAAUGACAGUUGCAGAGUAUCGUAUUGGACAACUUUAUAUGAUCGCAAAACACAGCCAUGAACAGAGUGAGAAAGGGGAAGGUGUGGAAGUGAUCAAGAAUGAACUCUGUGAACAUUCAGUUCACGGUCAAGGACAGUUCACAGAAAAAAGAGUUCAUCUCUCAAGUCGAUUACCAACUUGGAUUCAAAAAUUGAUUCCAAAAAUAUUCUACAUCACAGAAAAGGCCUGGAAUUACUACCCAUUUACUAUUACAGAAUACACAUGUUCAUUUAUGCCAAAAUUUACAAUCUACAUUGAAACAAAGUAUGCAGAUGACAAUGGUUGCAGCGAGAAUUUAUGUAACUUAUGUGAGUCUGACCUAAAGGAGAGGAAAAUAGAGGAGAUAGAUAUAGCUUAUGAUGAAAUUUCAGAAAAACAUUACAAAGAAGCUGAGGAUCCUACAAAGUUUGUUUCCAAGAAAACAGGAAGAGGUCCACUUUCAAAGGGUUGGAGGGAUAUUGUUAAUCCUAUAAUGUGCUCGUAUAAAGCAGUGAAAGUGAAAUUUGAAGUCUGGGGACUCCAAACAAAAGUAGAAGAAUUCACUCAUAGAUGUAUCAGGGACAUCCUCUUACUGGGACACAGACAAGCUUUCACUUGGAUAGAUGAGUGGUUUGGUAUGUCAAUAGAAGACAUUCGUGACUAUGAGAAGAAAAUGCAUGCAGAGACAAACGAAAAAGUUCUGAGAUGACGAAAGCAAAGAAGCUGCUCCUAUUCAGCGGCCAGUAUUCGGACAAAAUCGGGUCAAGUGUAUAUCUUUUUUGUGUGUGUGUUUUUAUGCAGAUUGACACAAUGAUCUUUAAAUCCAAAAACCAUUCUUUUUUUUGAAAACAUAAAGAGCUAGUUAUAGUAAGACUUACUUUUGGCGCUUAAAUGGGGUCAAGAUACUAAAGCUGCAUGUACAAGUUGAAUUCUUUCUUUCUUUUCUUUUCUUUUUUAAAAAGAUGAUGCAUUUGAGUCUCUAUGUACAUGUAUUUAACUUAUAAUCACUCAAAGGAUGAGUUUUCAGCAAUUAUAGUUAAAUUUGAGAGCCACUAUUAUUGUAGCUAUAUUUUUAAAUCAUGGAGUCAUACAUGUUUUUUAAGUUGAAAAAUGUGUACAGGUUUGAUAACAGAAUGAUCUCGUUCUAUUUGUGCAGGUUUAUCAUGCUUCCAAAAUGACAUGUUAAAUAUUGCAUUGUUUUUGAGGGUUUAUGAAGUUAUAUAGAAAGUUUUCAAGAAGCAAUAUUAAAGCUUCUAGUGUUACUGUAAAAAAUUCAAAACAUGAACAAUGCAAUUAUAGUGCAAUAUGUUGCCAGUGUAACAUGGAAAAAAUUUGCACGUAAUUUACACCCAUAUGUCCCCUUUUUAUAAGCACAUCUGCUGCAAUACAUUAAACUAGAUCAAUCAAAACUAUUACAUUAUUAAUGCAGCUCUUGUUUGUUUGUGUAAAUAUUGUCAGGAAUUUGACACCCAGAUGAUCUAUAAUCAAAGGUAUAUACAAAUAAGUUUCUGUGAGUUUUUCUUGGUGAGAAUGAUUAAAUUUGUGAAACAAGUAUAUGUUACUGUAAUUUCAAGGUGGAUCUCAUUUUGUUAGCAAAUAUUAUUAAAGAAAUUAUUCUUUCUGCAAGUUCUCUGAACCUGUUUAUUUUGUUUUUAAACCAUCUUAGUGUUUUUAACCACA
This is a messenger RNA of Saccostrea echinata, 1880 nucleotides long. RefSeq names its product cytoplasmic phosphatidylinositol transfer protein 1-like. The record is from RefSeq and is a predicted model, not a curated record. Gene Ontology annotation, biological process: phospholipid transport. Gene Ontology annotation, molecular function: phosphatidylinositol binding; phosphatidylinositol transfer activity. The coding region runs from base 151 to 909 and encodes 252 amino acids. Gene Ontology annotation, cellular component: cytoplasm. Lineage: Eukaryota; Metazoa; Mollusca; Bivalvia; Ostreida; Ostreidae. The transcript has 10 exons.